Poecilia latipinna (sailfin molly) is the source of this 3626-nucleotide messenger RNA. It is a transcript of the gene iqgap1, whose product is annotated as IQ motif containing GTPase activating protein 1. The record is from RefSeq and is a predicted model, not a curated record. NCBI's taxonomy places the organism in Eukaryota, Metazoa, Chordata, Actinopteri, Cyprinodontiformes, Poeciliidae. Gene Ontology annotation, cellular component: cell cortex; nucleus. Gene Ontology annotation, molecular function: calmodulin binding; GTPase activator activity; actin filament binding. The transcript is spliced from 16 exons. Bases 120 to 2495 code for a protein of 791 amino acids. Gene Ontology annotation, biological process: epidermal growth factor receptor signaling pathway; mitotic actomyosin contractile ring assembly actin filament organization; positive regulation of protein kinase activity.
AUCUCACCGAUUAAUGUUUUACGCUGCAGAUUGAUGAUGUGGUGAAGAUCCAGGCAUUCAUCAGAGCCAACAAGGCGAGAGAUGACUACAAGACUCUGAUCAAUGCUGAAAAUCCCCCAAUGGCGGUGGUGAGGAAGUUUGUCCACCUGCUGGAUCACAGCGACCAGGACUUCCAGGAGGAGCUGGAGCUGAUGCGGCUCCGUGAGGAGGUGGUCACAAACAUCCGCUCCAACCAGCAGCUGGAGAACGACUUGAACCUGAUGGACAUCAAGAUCGGCCUGCUGGUGAAGAACAAGAUCACCCUUCAGGAGGUGGUGUCCCACAGCAAGAAGCUGACCAAGAAGAAUAAGGGCCAGUUGUCCGACAUGAUGAUGAUGAACAAGCAGAGGGGGGGCCUGAAGGCUCUCAGCAAGGAGAAGAGAGUCAAGCUUGAGGCCUAUCAGCAUCUCUUUUACCUUUUACAGACCAACCCGACAUAUUUGGCCAAGUUGAUCUUCCAGAUGCCACAGAAUAAAUCUACAAAGUUCAUGGACUCUGUCAUCUUCACCCUGUAUAACUACGCCUCAAACCAGAGGGAGGAGUACCUGCUCCUGAAGCUCUUCAAAACUGCUCUGCAGGAGGAGAUUAAGUCAAAAGUGGACCAGAUGAAGGAGAUUGUAACCGGAAAUCCAACAGUAAUCAAGAUGGUGGUGAGCUUCCACAGAGGCGCACGAGGACAGAACGCACUGAGGCAGAUCCUGGCACCUGUGGUCAAAGAGAUUAUGGACGACAAAACGCUAAACAUCAAGACGGACCCAGUGGACAUCUACAAAGGCUGGGUGAACCAGAUGGAGUCGCAGACUGGAGAAGCGAGUAAGCUGCCUUAUGACGUCACUCCAGAACAAGCCAUGACUCAUGAGGAGGUUAGGACGAGACUGGAGGCCUCCAUCAAGCACAUGAAGAGCAUCACUGAUAAAUUCCUGUCAGCGAUAAUUGUCUCUGUGGAUAAAAUUCCAUAUGGAAUGCGGUUCAUCUCCAAGGUGCUAAAAGACACUCUACAAGAGAAGUUCCCAGAUUCUACGGAGGAUGAGCUGCUCAAGAUCGUGGGGAACCUUUUGUAUUACCGCUACAUGAACCCUGCUAUUGUAGCACCUGAUGCCUUCGACAUUAUUGAGGUGUCUGCUGGUGGUCAGCUUACCACUGAGCAAAGAAGGAACCUGGGUUCUGUGGCCAAGAUGCUUCAGCACGCUGCGUCCAACAAGAUGUUCCUGGGAGACAACGCUCACCUCAACCCCAUCAACGAAUAUCUCAGCUCCUCCCACCAGAAGUUCAGGCGUUUCUUUUUGUCUGCAUGUGACGUUCCCUCACUUGAAGAUAAAUUCAAUGUGGACCAGUACUCAGACUUGGUCACGGUCACCAAACCUGUCAUCUACAUCUCCAUUGGAGAGAUCAUAAACACUCACACUCUGCUGCUGGAUCACCAGGACGCCAUUGCACCUGAACACAAUGACCCCAUCCAUGAGCUGCUCACGGACCUGGGGGACGUUCCCACUGUGGAGUCUCUUAUUGGUGAAAAUCCCCUUCCUCCAGACGAUCCCAACAAAGAGCUGAUGGGAAAGACGGAGGUCUCACUCACGCUCACCAACAAGUUUGACGUUCCUGGUGAGGCCAAUACAGAGAUGGACGCCAAGACUCUCCUGCUCAACACCAAGAGGCUGAUUGUGGAUGUCAUCCGGUUCCAGCCUGGAGAGACUCUGACUGAGAUCCUGGAUUCAACAGCGUCUCCAGAGCAGGAAGCGGAGUACCAGCGCGCUAUGCAGAGGAGAGCCAUCAGGGAUGCAAAGACCCCAGAGAAGAUGAAGCAGGUGAAGCCGGUGGUGGACGACAGCCUGACCCUGCAGGGCAAAAAGGACAAGAUCAAGAGCAACCUGCAGCGGCUGGCCGAGCUCGGGAAGGUCCACCCGGAGAACCGCUACCAGGACCUCAUCAAUGACAUCGCCAAGGACAUCAGGAACCAGAGACGGUAUCGGCAGCGCAGGAAAGCCGAGCUGGUGAAGCUUCAGCAGACCAACUCGGGCCUGAAUUCAAAAACCACCUUCUACAACAUGCAGAUCGAUUCCUACAACCAGUACAUCAAGACGUGCAUGGACAACCUGGCCAGCAAGGGCAAGUUGUCAAGGAAACCAGGCGACAACAAGGCCAAGAAGAGUAAGCAGGUUGCCCAGAAAUACACAGCAGCUCGGCUGAAGGAGAAGGGAGUUCUGAUCUCAAUAGAUGAUCUGCAGCCCAACCAAUAUAAGAAUGCGAUCUUUGAGAUCUCUCCCUCCGAGACGGUUGGCGUGUUCGACGUGAAGGCCAAGUUCAUGGGCGUGCAUUUGGAGACGGUGUCAUUAGAAUAUCAGGAUCUCCUCCAGCUGCAGUAUGAAGGCGUGGCGGUGAUGAAGCUCUUCGACAAGGCCACCGUCAACGUCAACCUGCUCAUCUUCCUGCUCAACAAGAAAUUCUACGGGAAAUAGAAAGAAAAGAAAAGGAGCAAAGAGCUACAGACACUGAAAUGAAACAGAACCUGGGGGCUGCCUUAACGCCUGCUCUCACUGCACCUCUCUUUUCUGCCUAUGCAAAUUUCUGUGCAUUAUUUUUAUUUUGUUUUUUUAUAAAUAUAUCAGGUGCGUCUCCAUGCGCUCUUUUGUCCAAGUUUCUCAUGCAUCUCAUUGCAUAGCUGCAGCAAAGUCAGAUUUGUAUUUUUUGCUUGAAUUAUUCUGAAUAUCUUGUACACGGGCUUUGAUUUGUUAUUGAGAUUAUUUUAUGUAAAGAUGUUUUUUCCCAGCUGUCAGUUUACCUACUCAGUCCAGAUCCAUUGAGCAUCAGUAGAAAAAUACAUGGCAGCAUUUUGAAGCCCAGGCUUUUAUCUGCACCGAGCUCUUCCUGCUGCUCCUAACACAAAUAUGUUUUGAAGGGAAAUGAUAGAUUAGCUCCAGUUUUGGAUAUGACAUUCACCCCAAACUGUACAAAAGUGGUGAAUAUUUGAUGAGGAAAAUCUAAAUAUUUCUCUAUUUUAGACGUAUGGACAAUAAAUAUUGGCACUAAUCUGACCUCUUAGUGUUUUCCAUGUUUCUUGAAGCAGGCGGAGUCCAAACCUUUGCUCAGAUGGACUCGUCAAUCAGCUUUUUGAAACAUUAUUUUAUAUAUUUGAAUAUAUGAAUAUAUAUCCACUUUAGUCCAUUUAUCUUCUGAUUAAAGCAGGUCUGUGAUUGCUGCAGUGAAGACAUGUCUGCUGAUUUGCAAAGACUCUGUUGUAUUUUAACUGAAAAAUGCAUCAAAGUUGUCUUUAUUUAUAUUUUAUAUGUUGUCAGUUUCCAUUAAAUGAUAGCUUAUGUUUGCUAAGCCUGAGACGGAUCUCUUGCAUGAGCUCAAGGAUGUUCAGUAUUACAUUGAUAAAAUGUGGGGAGGAGGAGUCCAGCAGAUGGCGCUGCACACCAUCCAGUUUUCCCGGCGAUCAUUUGAUUUCGCCUGAAACUCGGACUCUGUGUGGACUCGGUUAUCUGGAUGUUAAAUUUUCAGUCUGUAAAGUUGUCGGUCGGUGGCGCUGUCUGCAGCCCAGACUGUGAUGUACUCUCCCUGUUUUAGAAUAAAGCUCUUUAAAUGCA